AUGGUCAAGGACACAAACACUGUUAUUGAAGAGUUUAAUUCCCUAGUAAACAUGUCCGCUUCAGAACUUGGCGACUGGCUGCAGGGCAAACAAUCUCAAUCCUCGGGCUGGAGCAAACCCGACUUGAGCGAUAACGAAACAAUUGGACAUGAAAGUGGCCGCAAAAUAGUAUCUAUCCUCCAAAAGAAUCCGUGUAAAGAUCCCGACAGGUACGACGGCGAAGACAUCCAGCAUAUGAGGCGUGUUGUCGCAUAUUGCAAACGACAUCUCGCUCAGGAGGGUGUGGCCAAACAGAACACAAACAGCAAAAGCUACAAGAGUAUGAAGAACUGGGGACAUGAUCCGUUGAAGACAUAA
Messenger RNA from Talaromyces rugulosus, 357 nucleotides. RefSeq lists its product as uncharacterized. Bases 1 to 357 code for a protein of 118 amino acids. The transcript has 3 exons. NCBI's taxonomy places the organism in Eukaryota, Fungi, Ascomycota, Eurotiomycetes, Eurotiales, Trichocomaceae. The record is from RefSeq and is a predicted model, not a curated record.